CGGCCGGUCGGGGGCGGUGGAAGAGCCAGUGAGGGGAGCGCGACGGCGGCGGCGACAGAGCGCUUGCUGGACUGCCAGGAGGAAAGCGAGGCCCGAGCCUCUGCGUCUAGUAUAACAGAGUACCUAAGUGCUGAGGUGCUGAGGCGACUUGGAGCAGAGAAGUAAUCUGAGUGGUGUGGAGUUAAUCAGGGAAAGUUUCCUGGAAGAGUGCCCCACCUCCAUUUGUGGAUGUACAGAGCAACCUCACACUCAGCCCUACUUCGCUUUUGUCCUUAGCACCCAUGCUGGAUGUUCUCAGCAGAUCUGGAUACGAAGCCUGGGAGCCAAAGUUUAUACAGGAAGAUCAGAAUGGUUUCAAUCCCAGAAUACUAUGAAGGCAAGAAUGUCCUCCUCACUGGAGCUACUGGUUUCCUAGGGAAGGUACUUCUGGAAAAGUUGCUGAGGUCUUGUCCUAAGGUGAAUUCAGUGUAUGUUUUGGUGAGGCAGAAAGCUGGACAGACAUCCCAGGAGCGAGUAGAAGAAGUCAUUAGUGGCAAGCUCUUUGACAGAUUGAGAGAUGAAAAUCCAGAUUUUAGGGAGAAAAUUAUAGCAGUCAACAGUGAACUCACCCAACCUAAACUGGCUCUUAGUGAAGAAGAUAAAGAGAUCAUCAUAGAGUCUACCAAUAUUAUAUUCCACUGUGCAGCUACAGUAAGGUUUAAUGAAAAUUUGAGAGAUGCUGUUCAGUUAAAUGUGAUUGCUACACGACAGCUUAUUCUGCUUGCACAACAGAUGAAGAAUCUGGAAGUGUUCAUGCAUGUAUCAACGGCAUAUGCCUACUGCAAUCGAAAGCAUAUUGAUGAAGUAGUCUAUCCACCCCCUGUGGAUCCCAAGAAGCUGAUUGAUUCUUUAGAGUGGAUGGAUGAUGGCCUAGUAAAUGAUAUCACACCAAAAUUGAUAGGAGACAGACCUAAUACAUACAUAUACACAAAAGCAUUGGCAGAAUAUGUUGUACAACAAGAAGGAGCAAAGCUAAAUGUGGCGAUUGUAAGGCCAUCAAUUGUUGGUGCCAGUUGGAAAGAACCUUUUCCAGGAUGGAUUGAUAACUUUAAUGGACCAAGUGGUCUCUUUAUUGCGGCAGGGAAAGGAAUUCUUCGAACAAUGCGUGCCUCCAACAAUGCCCUUGCAGAUCUUGUUCCUGUAGAUGUAGUUGUCAACAUGAGUCUUGCGGCAGCCUGGUAUUCCGGAGUUAAUAGACCAAGAAACAUCAUGGUGUAUAAUUGUACAACAGGCAGCACUAAUCCUUUCCACUGGGGUGAAGUUGAAUACCAUGUAAUUUCCACUUUCAAGAGGAAUCCUCUCGAACAGGCCUUCAGACGGCCCAAUGUAAAUCUAACCUCCAAUCACCUUUUAUAUCAUUACUGGAUUGCUGUAAGCCAUAAGGCCCCAGCAUUCCUGUAUGAUAUCUACCUCAGGAUGACUGGAAGAAGCCCAAGGAUGAUGAAGACAAUAACUCGUCUUCACAAAGCUAUGGUGUUUCUUGAAUAUUUCACAAGUAAUUCUUGGGUUUGGAAUACUGACAAUGUCAAUAUGUUAAUGAAUCAACUAAACCCGGAAGAUAAAAAGACUUUUAAUAUCGAUGUACGACAGUUACAUUGGGCAGAAUAUAUAGAGAACUACUGUAUGGGAACUAAGAAAUAUGUAUUGAAUGAAGAAAUGUCUGGCCUCCCUGCAGCUAGAAAACAUCUGAACAAGUUGAGGAACAUACGUUACGGUUUCAAUACUAUCCUCGUGAUCCUGAUUUGGCGCAUUUUUAUCGCAAGAUCGCAAAUGGCAAGAAACAUCUGGUACUUUGUGGUUAGUCUGUGUUACAAGUUUCUGUCUUACUUCCGAGCAUCCAGCACUAUGAGAUACUGAAGACAAGAAUUUAGCAUUAGAACAUCUAUGCAUAUGGUGGUCUAAAUGCACAAAAUGUAAAAUGUACUUAAGUCAUUUCAUCUUUUGUCAAGACAUUAAACCAUCUUAAAUCAGAGUGUGGAGUAAAUUAUGGUACAUUUUCUGUAACAUUUUAACGUAUGCUCAUAAAAACCUAGUGAAUACACUGUGGUAUGCCAGCUCAAAUCUGUAAUAGCCACCAAAACCAUGACUUAACAUUUUGAUCCCUGGGGAAAAGGGGUUGGGUGAGGGUAGGAGUGGGGAAAUAGGAACACUGACCAGUAUAACUGUGCAAUUCUGGAACAUAUUAAUUAAAAUAUGCCUUAACAUACAGUGAUUUUCUAAUUAUAAUAUUUAGUGCAGUGGAAAGCAUUUAUUUGGACAGGAAUACUAGCUAAGUGGUAGAUAUUUGAUUCUUCAGUGUUUGAUUUUUUUCAUCAGUUCAAGUGGGUUUUAGUUUUGUUAAAAUUACAGCCAAACUAUUUUCACCUCAUCCUGUAAGUUAUUGAGUGGUCUCAGAUAUGAGAGACACGUUCUCAUUUUUCUUUCUCUGAUUAGAGGUCUGAUGCAUAUCAUUUUUCUAUAAGCAGUCAGUUGCUUUCAUAAUCAGAAGGCUAUAUAUUAUUAUAGAGGCCCUACUGGAUCUAAAUGAGUUUGAGAAUCCAUGUCAACGUAUGCUUUUGUGUUUUUAGAAGGAAAAUGAAAAUUCAGUAAGACCGUUAGUAUCAAAAAGAAUAGGAAUACAUUUUUCUUGACCACAUUAUGACCAAAUGAAAAUCAGUUCUGUGACAUUUUGUUCAUAUUUUGAAGCUGGAUGAUUACUUGAGACUUUGACAAGCAGGUGUGGGUGCAGGGAGGAAUUCACCAUACUUGUGCUCUCUGCCCUUUAUAAAUUUUAUUAAUAGGACUUUAAAAGGCUUAUACUGUCUUUCCAAUGAAAACUAAAAGUACAUUACUAUGGAAGAAUGUAUUUGCAGGUAGUCAUAGCAUUAAGCAAAUGUUCUCAUAUGUGUGUAAACAUACUAAUUUUUGACGUUGAGAGCUGAAUUUCUUCCAGAAAAACAAAAUAAUACAUAAAUUAAUGUGUAUAAAAUUAAAGAACUUUAUUUACAUACCA
This is a messenger RNA of Physeter macrocephalus (sperm whale), 3031 nucleotides long. RefSeq names its product fatty acyl-CoA reductase 1 (gene FAR1). The record is from RefSeq and is a predicted model, not a curated record. The transcript has 14 exons. Gene Ontology annotation, molecular function: alcohol-forming very long-chain fatty acyl-CoA reductase (NADP+) activity. Bases 289 to 1896 code for a protein of 535 amino acids. Gene Ontology annotation, biological process: long-chain fatty-acyl-CoA metabolic process. Gene Ontology annotation, cellular component: peroxisome. NCBI's taxonomy places the organism in Eukaryota, Metazoa, Chordata, Mammalia, Artiodactyla, Physeteridae.